AUGACGCAACGAGGAGCUCUAGGAAAUGCGGCAGACGCCGGCGUCGCGACUGCGGAGGCGGGGAAGAGUGUUGUCGCGCCCCGUGACUCUCCGGAAGGAACUGUUGGACCUCGCGACGCCGGGGCGGCUGAAAUUCUCCAGACGUCUCUCGACGUCAGCGUCGUUUCCGAUUCUUUUCAUGGGCAAAAGGUCGCACUGGUUCGCUCUGCCGGAACCGGAUGUCUCGCAGCGGUCCUCUCAUCUGCACUGUUUGUGCUCUGGAAACGCCAACCUCCUUCUUGCGGCUGGGGAUGGCACGCUGCUGCUGGAGGCGGCGGCGCGGCGUUCGGGUGGUGGUACUCGCGCUGGAAACAGCGCGUUCAGGAGCAAGGGCUGGCGCGGCUGCGGAAGGUCGCCGGCAGCGGCACAGCGUUCAUGGCCUUGGACAGUCUCGCCCCUCCACUUCCGCCUGACGCUUUCACUGAAGCUGGCGAACGGGCUGCGGAUGAGUUACUGAAGCAAAACCGUUCCCGCAGGGGCUCAAGUGGUCAAAAACUCGAGCUAGCAUACUUUCUCGUGAACCAGCGGUUGGAAUGCAGAAACGCAUUUGAGGGGUACCAGUUUGGCAACAGAAAAUAG
Neospora caninum is the source of this 618-nucleotide messenger RNA. RefSeq lists its product as hypothetical. The record is from RefSeq and is a predicted model, not a curated record. The coding region runs from base 1 to 618 and encodes 205 amino acids. NCBI's taxonomy places the organism in Eukaryota, Apicomplexa, Conoidasida, Eucoccidiorida, Sarcocystidae. The transcript is spliced from 5 exons.